AUGAAUUAAUAAUAUUAUGAUAUAACAUUGAAGAUAUUAAUUAUUGGAAAUUCGAAUGUAGGAAAAACAUGCAUGGUUAUGAGAUAUUGUGAAAAUCAAUUUACAAAUGAAUUUUAUGCAACAAUAGGAGUUGAUUUUAAGACAAAAAAUUUACAAAUUGAUGAUAAGAUAAUAAAAUUAUAAAUUUGGGAUACAGCUGGAUAAGACAGAUUCAGAACAAUAACGAAUAAUUAUUAUAGAGGUGCAAAUGGUAUUUUAAUUGUAUAUGAUAUAACAGAUAGAGAUUCCUUUUAAAAUGUUAAAUAAUGGAUGUAUGAAAUUGAAAAAAAUGCUAAAGAGAAUGUUUAAAAAAUACUUGUUGGAAAUAAAUGUGAUUAAAAUGAUUAAAGAUAAGUUGAUUAUGAGGAAGGAUUACAUUUAUCUUAAUAAUAUAAUCUUACUUUCUUUGAAGCUUCAGCUAAAAAUUCUCAUAAUAUAGAAUUAUCUUUUUAAACAUUAGUAAAGAAUAUAGUUGAAAAGGGUGGAUUUCCAUAAAAACAUCAAGGAUUAAAAAUUGGUAGAAACUAUAAUUAAAAAUAAGUUGAAAUUAAUAGACCAUAAACAUAAAAAAAUUGUUGUUGUUGA
Molecule: messenger RNA, 624 nt
Organism: Ichthyophthirius multifiliis
Lineage: Eukaryota; Ciliophora; Oligohymenophorea; Hymenostomatida
Product: Ras family protein, putative
Exons: 7
Molecular function (GO): GTPase activity; GTP binding
Source: RefSeq, a predicted model, not a curated record